Cynara cardunculus var. scolymus (artichoke) is the source of this 588-nucleotide messenger RNA. RefSeq names its product pheromone-processing carboxypeptidase KEX1-like. The transcript has a single exon. The coding region runs from base 1 to 588 and encodes 195 amino acids. The record is from RefSeq and is a predicted model, not a curated record. Lineage: Eukaryota; Viridiplantae; Streptophyta; Magnoliopsida; Asterales; Asteraceae.
AUGGCCGAUCUUGAACAGCGAAUGGAUAUCGCUGCUAAAAGUCUUGAUAAUCUCACCUCUUGUUUUGCUGAUAACAAAGAGAAGGAGAAAGACUUAGCUGCUGCUGUCCAUACAACACCAGCUGAUGCUGAUGCUCAAGUUGAAAGAGCUGAAGCAAAUGAAGCUGAUGCCAUCACUUUCCAUGAAGUUGAAGUUGUUGCUGAAGAUGAGGAAAUUGAUGAUGCUGUCAGAGCUGAUGCUCAAGACGAAGACCUUCCUAUCACCUCUGCAGUUGAUGUUGGCGAUAAAGAAGGUGAAGAUGAAGACGAUGAUGAUGACGAUGAAGCUGAUGAUCCUCUUUCCUUUCCUGAUGCUAAAAAAGAUCUUGGUGAUGAUGAUGAUGAUGACAACGACUUCACUAUUCAAUACCACACCAAACCAGCUACUGCUCUAAAAGGCGUCUCUUUUAGGGAAUCUUCAUCCCAGGGGGAGAAGGAGAAAGAAAAAGAGAAGGAGACAUCUCUAAAGAACCAAAACACCUCCUCCAAAGACAAAGGUGUUGCUGAAAAAGGAAACCUGAAAGUUCUCUUCAAUCCUAUCAAUCCGUAA